Molecule: messenger RNA, 2250 nt
Organism: Scylla paramamosain (green mud crab)
Lineage: Eukaryota; Metazoa; Arthropoda; Malacostraca; Decapoda; Portunidae
Product: transient receptor potential channel pyrexia-like
Exons: 5
Coding region: 40-2112 (690 amino acids)
Biological process (GO): monoatomic ion transport; transmembrane transport
Cellular component (GO): membrane
Molecular function (GO): monoatomic ion channel activity; protein binding
Source: RefSeq, a predicted model, not a curated record
GAAUGUGCUGGAUGUAUAGUAUACGUACAUCACUUCUUCAUGAAUACCUUGCACCCUGAGGUAGUGGGGUCGUCCCCGAUGAGUUCCAUACGGAGGAAGAGACACUACAGCAUCAUGGGAGAGAAACGUGGGAGAGUGGAUGUCAAGAUUGGAAACUUCUUUAAUGCCAUUGAGACUCGGUCACUGGAACAUCUGCAAGAAUAUGUGCAUAAGGGGCCGGAGUGCAUUAAUGGCCAUGGGGGACCUUUCUUCAUCACGCCUCUCCACUUCGCCGCGGAGGUGGGCUGGCUGGAGGGCGUUAGAGAACUCUUGACGCGAGGAGCGUCUGUCUGCGUCAGAAACCAGUACGGCCAGACGCCUCUCCACUAUGCCGCCAUAGCCAAGCACGAAUCCAUCACCGCCCUGAUGCUGAUCAACACCACCAGCACCAAAGCCCUCAAUCUUAGUGACAUGAGGGGAAUGUCACCCCUGCACGAUGCAGCGGCCAGUGGCUGUCUGCCUGUGGUGAAGAUUCUGCUCGAGCACGGCGCCAUAGUCACGACUCUGGACAACCAAGGGCAGUCACCGCUACACAAAGCUGCCAAAGCGGGUGCUUUCAAUGUGAUGGUGGCCCUCAUGGAGGCGGGGGCCGACCUGCAAGAGAAAGAUCUGCGGGGCAUGUGUGCGAUGCGCUGGCUCAUCUUCUCCACUGACAAUGGUUUGCAGCGUCUGCUGGACCACCUGCUCGUCACCAAUGACGGCAGCAGUCGUCACUCUCCAAUCACCUUUAACUUCCUGCCACUAGUGAGCAACUCAGGGGCACAACAGUGCCGGCUUCUUUCGUACUUUAUCAAGACAGGCAACCGAGACAUUCUGAGCCACCCUGUGUGUCAUGUACUUAUUCUUAUCAAGUGGAAAAGAAUGAAACUCAUCUUCCUUGGAUACCUAUUGUACUUUGUGGUUUAUGCAAUACUGACAAGUUUAUUCAUAUUCAGGCACGAAUUGAUUAAAAUAAAUGAAGAAGAGCGAACCACUAACGCCACGCUUGGUGCUGAUGAGGGCCCCCACACCGAGCCUGACUUGGCGGCAAUGCAAGGGUUACACUGGCUGUUGAGUGUCAUGACGCUGCUGCUCCUUAUGACUCAGUUUAACAGACUCAGGAUUCACGGGUGGCGAGCAUGUGUCUGUAAUCCCAACUUCUGGCUCCAACUGUCGUCGGUGGUGUGUGUGGCGAGCCUCCUUGUCCUGUACUGGUGCCGAGGACUGCACGAAAGAGAAUACGUGGAAAACAACAUUGGUUCUUUAGAGCUACUGUUUCUGCAACUACAGUUCCUCUUUAUCCUCAGGAAAUAUCCUUCAUACGGGCUGUACGUUGCUAUGUUCAUCAAAGUGGCCAAAGAAUUUUUGAAGUUGUUUCUGGUGUACAGCACACUCUUGCUUAGCUUUACUUCCAUCAUGUUCCUCACCUUCACCUUCAACGCUGAAAACCGGAAGGACCCCGUGUACGGCAGUUGGCCCGUGCUGUUCCUGAAGAGCGUCACCAUGAUGGUGGGGUCUGUGGAGGUCACCGACUCACUAGCGGAGCAGCUCGACUCCAUUCCCAUCACUGGCUACGCCCUCAUCUUUUUCUCCGUGGUCUUCAUCUCCAUUGUGCUGGCGAACUUACUCGUCGCCCUCGCCGUCAGUGACAUCCGUGAACUACGGAACUCGGCACACCUAACGCGCUUCGCCAGCAUGGUGGAGGCCCUUCUGAACAUGGAGCAGUCGUGUGACUUCCCCUUGCUGCGGCGGAUGGCGAAUUACUGCAGACUGGACACCGUAGCAAUGCACGUUCGCAUGUGGCCUAAGCACGACUUCCGUCACCCCUGCAUCACGGUGGAGGUGCGCAAACAGCACCAACACCACGCCCAGCAACGAUGUGGUUGGUGUGCGUGGCUGGUGAAGCGCUUCCACCCUCGCCGCUACCAGGUGAGCAUCCCCGUCAUUCUGCACGAUGAGGUGCUGGCGAGGAUCACCGCUAGAGAAACCAUUGCUCUCGAUCCCGACAAGCUGGAUGUACCUCAUGAUUAUAAAGUGUUUUUUAAUGAAAUUCUCAGAAGACUUAAGCUCCUCGAGGUGUCUCACAUUUAUUGAUUCCUGAAGGUACAGAUCAUUACCUCACCAAGGCACCACCGCACACCUUGAAUAGUGGCAGCACUUCAUGAAAGAGAUUCAGAUCAACUCAUUAGCAAUUAACCCGAGGUUGAUCCAGAGAUAUUUCUAGCCAUUGAA